CGCAAAAACCUCCUCCUCUUUAGACAGUGCUGUAGCUUACAGCUGCAAAUUUCGCCAGACAAAAGAGAGCCAUUAUUGGCACCCAUCUCCACUUUAUCAAGUGGAGAAAUUCACUCUGGCAAUGCGGAUAUAUUUAAAUUACAUUGUUUUCACUUUUCAACAACUGCGAGUUAACAUUUAUCUGUAGAUAACCACGCAAAAAAGAUCUCGUUCAAAAACUUCAAGGGAAAAGACUAACUGGAGACCAGAAAUAAAUCGCUACAAGACAAAAGAUGAGGAUCUCCACGUGGUGUCAUUGGGAUGUGGCAGUGGUUCUGCUCCUUGGUGUAUGGCUGCCCUCUAGCCUGAGCCAGACAACACCCUCCCCCCAGAAUCAGAGCGACAAGCUGAGGUUCCGGCUGAUGGGCUACCCCCGCAAACACUACGAAGGCCGUGUGGAGGUCUUCUACAAGGGCGAGUGGGGCACCAUCUGUGACGACGACUUCUCCUUGGAAAACGCCAACGUGCUGUGCCGCCACCUGGGCUUCAUCUCUGCCACGGGCUGGACCCACAGCGCAAAGUAUGGCAAAGGCACCGGAAAGAUCUGGCUGGACAACAUGCAGUGCAGUGGCAGUGAGAAGAGUGUGGAGCUGUGUAAGUCCCGUGGCUGGGGCAACAGCGACUGCACCCAUGACGAGGAUGCUGGGGUGGUCUGUAAGGAUGAGAGGCUGCCAGGAUUUGUGGACUCCAAUGUCAUCGAGAUGCAGGUGGAGGAGGACAGGGUGGAGGCCGUCCGUCUGCGGUCGGUGGUGUCUGUAGCCAAGAAGAGGAUGCCGAUCAUGGAGGGCAUCGUGGAGGUGAAGUACAAGGAUGGUUGGGCCCAGAUUUGUGACCUAGGCUGGACCCCCAAAAACUCCCGGGUCAUCUGUGGCCAAAUGGGCUUCCCAUUUGAGAGGAAGGUGAACAAGAACUUCUAUAAACGAAUUAAAAGAGCUACAGGGGCAAAACCCAAGGGUAAUGGUUCAGCUGGAUCCAGGCAGAAACCCAUCCCCAAACCUAAACUUAGCCCUAUGUCUCCAAAGAACAACUCUUGGGCAGGAAAAAGGCUGUUCACAGAGAGGCAGAAGAACUUCUACCGGAUCCGCUCGGCAGCUUGCCUGGGGACGGAGGUGCACUUGUCCGCCUGCCCCCUGGAGUUCAGCAAGGGGAAUGGCAGCGCCCCCUGUGAGGGCGGCAUGCCGGCCGUGGUCAGCUGCGUGCCCGGCCCCCUGUUCUCACACGUCAACAACCGGAAAAAGAAGCUGAAAAUAACGAGCACCGUGAGGCUGAAGGGGGGCGCUAAGAUCGGGGAAGGGCGCGUGGAGGUGCUGAAGAAUAACGAGUGGGGCACGGUGUGCGAUGACCACUGGAACCUGCAAGCGGCCAGCGUGGUGUGCAGGGACCUGGGCUUCGGUAGCGCCAAGGAGGCCCUGCGGGGGGCCCGAAUGGGCCAAAAUGUGGGACCCAUCCACUUGAAUGAAGUCCAGUGCAGUGGUCUGGAGCGGACCAUCUGGAACUGCCGCUACAAGAACGUCACGUCGGAGACCUGCAAGCAUGAGAAGGACGCCUCUGUGAGGUGCAACGUUCCCUACAUGGAAUACGAGAAAGCGGUCCGCAUCACAGGUGGGCGCACCCGCUACGAGGGUCGCGUGGAGGUGAUGACCACCGACGGGAACGGGACGCAGGGCUGGGGGCUGGUCUGCGGAGAGGGCUGGAGCACGCGGGAGGCCAUGGUGGUCUGCAGGCAGUUGGGGCUGGGCUACGCUAACCACGGCCUGCAAGAAACGUGGUACUGGGAUGGCAGCAACGUGACAGAGAUGGUGAUAAGUGGGGUGAAGUGCUCCGGGGACGAGAUGGCGCUCAGCCACUGCCAGCGCCACAAGGCUGUCAGCUGCCAGAAGGUGGCGGCGCGCUUCUCCGCGGGAGUCAUCUGCUCUGAGACUGCCUCCGACCUGGUCCUGAACGCCUCGCUGGUCCAGCAGACGGUGUACAUCGAGGACCGGCCCCUGCACAUGCUCACCUGCGCCGCGGAGGAGGACUGCCUCUCCAAGAGCGCGGCCCAGGCCAACUGGCCCUACGGCCACCGCCGCCUGCUCCGCUUCUCCUCCCAGAUCCACAACAUCGGCCGCGCCGACUUCCGCCCCAAAGCCGGCCGCCACUCCUGGGUGUGGCACGCCUGCCACGCGCAUUACCACAGUAUGGAUAUCUUCACCCACUAUGACCUGCUGUCCGUCAAUGGGACCAAGGCAGCGGAAGGUCACAAGGCCAGCUUCUGCUUGGAAGACAGUGACUGCCAGGAAGGUGUUUCAAAGAGGUAUGAGUGUGCCAACUUCGGUGAACAAGGCAUCACAGUGGGUUGCUGGGACUUGUAUCGCCACGACAUCGACUGCCAGUGGAUAGACAUCACUGAUGUCAAGCCAGGAAACUACAUAUUACAGAUCAUGAUCAACCCCAAUUUUGAAGUGGCAGAAAGCGACUUCACCAACAAUGCCAUGAAGUGCAACUGUAAAUACGAUGGCCAUCGCAUUUGGCUACACAACUGUCAUAUCGGCGACGCUUUCAGUGAAGAGGCAGAAAGGAGGUUUGAAAAGUACCCUGGGCAGCUCAACAACCAGAUCUCCUAAGUCCAGUAAAGGCUCAGUACAGCAGGAAAACUAAAGGGUUGUCCUUUAGUGCCAUGUGCCCAAACCCCUUUUUUAACUACCUAUUCCUACACCUUCCUGGAACAGGCCACCAACCCAAAAAGAGAGCUGAAUUAAUGAUGAACUAUUACAGCAUUCUGGGCUGCAGUAGCAUAUAAUAUCUGUUGCAACCCUCGAUUCCCCUUUAUCAGGCUGUGUGAUUGCUUCACCCAGUACAUGCGUUACAUUUGCAAGUGUAUAAUACUUGAAUACUUUCUCAUUGAAAUACACCAUUUUCGCCUUUCCCCCUUUAACAGAAAAGAAAGCAGCAUUGUAUAUAUAGUUCCAAGCUGGGAAAGUGUGCUACUUAAGAUUUCAGUCAACUUUGCUAUAAUUUGUUCAUAUUUCUAUUGUACAAUUACUAAUGCAUGGCCUGUGUUAAGAAAGAAUGUGUGUAAAUGACCUGUGAAUACAGAAAGUUUCAUUUGCCCAGUGGACUGGGAUACACAGCAAUUAUGUUGUUGGUCCUGUCAAUCAAGUGCAUUCCUUACUGUUGGAAGUGGGCAGAAAUACCAUUUCCCAUAAUUUGUUGAUACUUAUGAUCCCAUAAGUAUAAAUUGAGAAGUGUUAAUGCCAUCCAAAUCACUUCUGUCCUCUGAGUGCUAAUGAACAACACAUAGAGCUAUAUAUGCAAGGAUUCAUUUAUGUGUAACUAGCCUGUUGGCAAAGGUCGCUUUUAGCAUGCUAGAGCCUUCCUAAUACAGAAAAGGUGGGUGGCCGUAGGGAAAAACAUCUGUGUGAUGUAAACACAGUAGUCAGUCAAUGGCUAUAUUUCUACAAGGAUGUUGAUGCUUUCUCAUUAAGGACAGCUAAAAACAGUCACUUCUAGUUUUAACAAACAGAUUUUCUAAACUAAUAUUUAAAAAAAAUCAUCUUGUGGUUAACAGUGGGUUGAAUGAAUCAUUUAUCUGACAGAAUGAUGAGGGUUAUAAUGCAAUCCAGCCAAGAACAAUUGUACAGCUGUUUUCAUUUGUCUUAUGCAUGGGUUAUUUCUUAUUUUUCUGAACUGUCGAUUUACUACUGGUGUUUUUUACAGUUGGUGAACUUUUGUCUUGCCUAGUACAAAGUUCUAUAAAGCAAGUCACAGAAGAUGUUCAACUGAAUGUUUAAAGUGGCAUUAUUUUAUGGCAAUGGAAACAUAGCUAGUUUAUAACACACUAUAGUCUUGUCACUAUUUGAGCCCUGUCUGAUUAGUAGAACCCAGCAAAGAUGUUUUGAAAGGGGACAUGCACCUUUAUCUUCCAUGUGAAACUGCACUGAACACUCCCCAGCUUGGAAACUUUUGAAACAAAAUGGCAGAAGCUGCAUGCCAGUCAUACCAUAAGAAACUGAACGGACAUUGAUUCCACCUUCCCUCACUGCAGGAAAGGGUUAGGAAGAUAAUGAAUUUUGUGCCCUUUUUUACCUUUGUUUUGUUUGCUUUGUUUGGAACUGCUUCCUUUGUAAUUAACCAUCUUGUUGAAUGUAUUUAUUGUCCAUUUGCUCAAGAAUGUGGACUAAGAAAACAUUCAUUAUCAAUUCCAAAUGUUCAUGCCAAGAGCGAUGUAGGCCAUACUGUAUGCAAAGCAGAUCAAACUAAAAUAAAUCUAAACCAGGAAGUGUGUGA
Messenger RNA from Conger conger (European conger), 4305 nucleotides. RefSeq names its product lysyl oxidase-like 3b (gene loxl3b). The coding region runs from base 273 to 2642 and encodes 789 amino acids. Gene Ontology annotation, molecular function: protein-lysine 6-oxidase activity; copper ion binding. Gene Ontology annotation, biological process: peptidyl-lysine oxidation. Lineage: Eukaryota; Metazoa; Chordata; Actinopteri; Anguilliformes; Congridae. The transcript is spliced from 16 exons. Gene Ontology annotation, cellular component: membrane. The record is from RefSeq and is a predicted model, not a curated record.